AGCACGCGCAUCGUGCGCCAUCUUUUUCUGGUUUGUCGUUCUUGGCGUUUUUUCUAGUACACUUCCACGCAAUGGAGAUCGCUAGCGAAGAAGUGCAAUCGAACACUUCUCGGAAACCUCACGCCGAGCAGUGGCGACGACUACUCUUUUCCUGUCUUGCUUUAUUUAUUCUUGUCAUGGUGUACCGUCUCAUCGGCGUUGGCGUCGGGGCACCCCCGGAUCGACCCACCGUGAAAGCGGCGGGACGGCCGGUGAAGGACGCCUUGAAAUACCUGCGCCUUUCGGCCCGCAACGCCUCAUUGAACCGCCGUGCACCCAGCAGCCCAACAGCUUUAGAGAUGCGCGUUCGCGAAGUUUUGCAGCGCCGCUGGCCACACACGGCCGGUGCUGCAGCCACCACGGCAGCCAAUGCGCGUCCUCUGCGCGUUCGCGUGGCAACCGUGGCCAAUCGCGUCGACUUCACCGUCUGCGCCGAGCAGGCUUCCGCAUUUGCCAGCGGGGUGAAGGUCUCCGUCGUGGGCUUCGGUAGGCCUUACUCGCACGUCACACGCCUGCAGACCUAUUUAGAGUUUGCGGAGAAGGAAGGCUUGGCUGAUGACGACGUGGUGAUGCUGGUGGACAGCGACACAUUGUGGACCGGUUUUGGGCUGGAAGACGCGGUCGCGAAGUUCGUGGCCCUCCCGCCGCCCUCGCAGGCGUCCCUGUGGCCGGCCGCGGUGCGUGCGUGGGAGGACUACGGCGAGCACACUGGUGAGCGCUUUCUGCGCGAGCUCGUGCGCAACACCAGCCACGACGUCCCCACGGCGCUUGUGCAGCUCCCGCCGGUUCUCUUCAGCGCGGAGCGCUACUGCAAUUGGAUGCAAAAGCUGGCGCAAAUGCCGAUGUGCCCGCUAUCGUUUGCGCUCGUGGAUUACAUCACGGACCUGGCGCGGAACGGCUAUAGUGGUGUGACACCCGAGAGGAUGACGCGGUACCUGGGCAUUCCGCCAGACGACACUCAUGAUGCGCUGGAAGGUGUACGGCGCUUCCUGGCUUCUCGCGGCACGCGCAAGCGCGGCAAGUCCUCUGCGCACCGAGACAAGGCCGACCCUCACUAUUACACGUCGAAUGCGCUUUGUGAACACAACGUAGUCCGCUACCUCAACGCAGGUGGGGUGCUGAUGCGUGUGUGGGCGUUGCGGUUGUACACGGUGGUGUUCCGUGACUUUCUCCAGACCCAGAAUCCAUCACCGAUGGUGGACAAGAGCAAUCGCGGUUGGUACUGCGACCAGUCGGUUCACGGCGCUCUGUACGUGCGGGUCCGCAUGUUUGAGGCAGCGCAGGGGCUGCUGGACGCCACCCCGGGAACCGAGAUGGCGGACGGCCCCUACAGGCUUCCGCCCCGUAUGACGGGGCUGGACCGGCGCAGCGCGUUCUUCCUCACCGCCGCUGGGGUGUUGUGGCGGCGCCACAGGAUCUACGUUGGCACCGAGUACCACCAGCGGUAUGUAGGCCACUUGGUGUUUCGUCUUCUCUGGUACCUCCGUCGCCUGCGCACGUGGUGGAUCCCCGGCAGGAGCGUGAGUGCCAUCCGCCGCAUCCCCGCCGCGUCUGCGAGUGGUUGUGCGCUGACGCCGCUGCUGCUGAGGCGCCCGCCGUGUCGCGAGGAUGUCGUGCGCGGAUAUCAUGCCCUGCGCGACGACGACGCGGAUGUCGCCGUGCCGCCGGUGGUGCACAUUCCAGGAGAUGACAAGGACGAAAAGUACGCAGAGAUCCUCCGCUAA
Messenger RNA from Leptomonas pyrrhocoris, 1763 nucleotides. RefSeq names its product putative expression-site associated protein. Lineage: Eukaryota; Euglenozoa; Kinetoplastea; Trypanosomatida; Trypanosomatidae. The record is from RefSeq and is a predicted model, not a curated record. The coding region runs from base 72 to 1763 and encodes 563 amino acids. The transcript has a single exon.